Drosophila grimshawi is the source of this 3565-nucleotide messenger RNA. Its product is annotated as calpain-B. Bases 248 to 3058 code for a protein of 936 amino acids. The transcript is spliced from 2 exons. Gene Ontology annotation, molecular function: calcium ion binding; calcium-dependent cysteine-type endopeptidase activity. The record is from RefSeq and is a predicted model, not a curated record. Gene Ontology annotation, biological process: proteolysis. Lineage: Eukaryota; Metazoa; Arthropoda; Insecta; Diptera; Drosophilidae. Gene Ontology annotation, cellular component: cytoplasm.
CUUAUGGGCACACAAGUGUUAAGAUGUGAAUCAUCUAUUCAUAAGAAAGUUAAAUUUGGAUAUUUCUUCCAUUUAAUACGUAGAUUUUCCCGAGACGAGUCAGCAGUUCUCAUACAACGGCUGCUAGCAUCGUGUUAGUUGUUGUCAUUUCGCAACAUAAAUCGAUAAUUGAAAUUGUUGCAAAUAGUUGAUUAGUUUAAGAAGUGGACAAAAAAAAAAAAACAAACAAAGACAACCAAAAAAAAAUAUGUACGGCAUCGAUAAUUAUCCAAAAAAUUAUCAUGCGAGCGGCAUUGGCCUUGUCAAUCUGGCAGCGCUGGGCUACAGCAAGAAUGAAGUCAGCGACAAUGAUAAUGCGCAGAGCGCACCCAAAUCGGGGCUAUACCCCUCGCUGCCCUACCCCACGUCGGAGUCGAUGGGAGGCAUGCCGUAUGUGAUGAAGCAAACGGUUGGUGCCCAAAAUGCUGAAUAUCCCGGAUCCAGCAUGGGCAUGCCACAGCCAUCGGCAACGCCAUAUCCUGGCUCUGGCUCUGGUACGGGUUUGUAUCCGCAAAUGCCAUCGAUGCCAUUGCCGUAUCCAUCGACACCGCUGGCGCCCAUACCUAGUGCAGCUCCAUACCCAGGUGCAGCGUCGCCCUAUCCCAGGGCAAUGCCCUAUCCGGGUGCCUCACCCUAUCCCAGUGCAGCAGCGCCUUAUCCCAGUGCAAUGCCUUAUCCCAGUGCAACGCCAUAUCCGGCGCUGCCCUAUCCCUCGGGUGGCGGUAUGGGAAUGCCGGGGAUGCCAAUGCCGUAUGCACCGUUGCCAACAUCGCCAGCACCACAAUCGAUUUAUCCGUCGAUGCCAACGCCAUCGGCACCGGAACCGAGUGCACCCAGCCGCGAGGAGGAGCCAUCGGUGGGCAUCCAGGAGCUACAGUUCACCAGCGUCAAAGUGCCCGAGAAUCAGAACAUGUUCUGGAUGGGACGCAAGGCGACGGCGAAGUCCACCCGCCAGAGCAGCAAGCAAGGCGAUGAUUUUGCCACGCUCCGUGAAUCGUGUGUGGCAAAUGGUACCAUGUUUGAGGAUCCCGAUUUUCCGGCCAGUGAUUCAUCGCUGAUGUACUCGCGUCGUCCGGAUCGCUAUAUUCAGUGGCUGCGUCCGGGAGAUAUUGUUGAUGAUCCUCAGUUCUUUGUCGAGGGCUAUUCGCGUUUUGAUGUGCAGCAAGGAGAACUGGGCGAUUGUUGGCUGCUUGCUGCGGCUGCAAAUCUUACCCAGGACUCGAAAUUAUUCUUCCGUGUUAUACCACCGGAUCAGGACUUCCAGGAGAACUAUGCGGGUAUCUUCCAUUUCAAGUUCUGGCAAUAUGGCAAAUGGGUCGAGGUCGUCAUCGAUGAUCGCUUGCCCACAGUAAAUGGCGAGCUGAUCUACAUGCACUCCACCGAGAAGAGUGAGUUCUGGAGUGCUCUAUUGGAGAAAGCAUAUGCCAAGCUACAUGGCUCCUAUGAAGCACUCAAAGGUGGCACUACUUGUGAGGCCAUGGAGGACUUUACUGGCGGCGUCACCGAGUGGUAUGACAUCAAAGAGGCGCCUCCAACUCUAUUUAGCAUUAUGACCAAGGCCGCGGAGCGUGGCUCAAUGAUGGGUUGCUCCCUGGAGCCGGAUCCACAUGUGCUCGAGGCGGAGACACCUCAAGGAUUGAUUCGUGGACAUGCUUACUCCAUAACGAAAGUGUGUCUGUUGGACAUCUCGACCAGAAAUCGUACGGGCAAAAUUCCCAUGAUACGUAUGCGUAAUCCUUGGGGCAACGAUGCCGAGUGGAGUGGACCUUGGAGUGAUAGUUCGCCUGAAUGGCGUUUCAUAGACGAUGACCAGAAGGAGGAGAUUGGUUUGAAUUUCGAUCGUGAUGGUGAAUUCUGGAUGUCCUUCCAGGACUUUCUCAAUAAUUUCGAUCGCGUCGAGAUUUGCAAUCUAAACCCAGAUUCGCUGACAGAUCAACAGAAACAGAGUUCGCGUCGCAAAUGGGAGAUGUCCAUGUUCGAGGGCGAGUGGACUUCGGGCGUCACAGCUGGCGGUUGUCGCAACUUCCUGGAGACCUUCUGGCACAAUCCGCAGUACGUCAUCACUCUGGAGGAUCCCGACGAGGAGGAUGACGAUGGCAAGUGCACCGUUAUUGUCGCUCUCAUGCAAAAGAACCGUCGCAGCAAGCGAAAUGUGGGCAUCGAUUGCCUGACCAUUGGCUUUGCCAUCUAUCAUCUGACGGAUCGCGAUAUGGAGGUGAAACCACAGGGACUCCACUUCUUCAAGUAUCGUGCCUCGGUGGCACGUUCCCCUCAUUUCAUCAACACUCGUGAGGUUUGUGCCCGUUUCAAGCUGCCGCCAGGUCAUUAUUUGAUUGUGCCCUCGACCUUUGAUCCCAACGAGGAGGGCGAAUUCAUUAUACGCGUCUUCUCCGAAACGAUGAACAACAUGGAGGAGAAUGACGAUGAGGUCGGUUUCGGCGAGACAGAUGAUCGCAUUGCACCCGCUCUGCCACCGCCGACGCCCAAGGAGGAGGAUGAUCCACAGCGCAUCGCACUCAAGCGUCUCUUCGACAGCGUUGCUGGCGACGAUGAGGAGGUGGAUUGGUCAGAACUGAAGCGCAUUUUGGAUCAUUCCAUGCGCGAUGUGAUGGUCGGUGGCGAGGGCUUCUCGAAGGAUGCGGUACGCUCGAUGGUUGCCAUGCUGGACAAGGAUCGCUCGGGUCGUCUAGGCUUUGAUGAGUUCGAAGCGCUACUCACAGACAUUGCCAAAUGGCGGGCGGUCUUUAAAUUGUAUGAUGUCAGACGUUCCGGCAGCAUAGAUGGCUUCCAUUUGCGUGGCGCUCUCAAUUCAGCGGGUUAUCAUUUGAACAAUCGUCUGCUGAAUGCAUUGGCGCAUCGUUAUGGCUCCCGGGAGGGCAAAGUGCCCUUCGAUGAUUUCCUGAUGUGCGCCAUUAAGGUGAAGACCUUUAUUGAGACGUUCCGCGAACGGGACACUGAUAAUUCCGAUACGGCAUUCUUCAAUCUGGAUGAUUGGCUGGAGCGAACCAUUUACUCCUAAGAAGACAGAGAGUGAGAGAUAGAUCGAGAGAGAUAUAUAGGGAGAAAGAGGGAGGGAGAGCAAUUACUAAUCCACAUACAAUUUAAACUAAUCCUAAGUGCCACGUUUACUUAUGUACAAUCUUUAUAUGCACUGAUGCUAAUCAGUUGAUGCACGACUGCAAUCAUAAAUGCAGUCACCCAGUCAAGAAUGAUUAUAAAAUAACAAAUACGACUAAAGUGCAACUGCGAGUAAAGCGGAAAUACAAAUGAAUACGGUGUACAUUAAUUAUAUUGACCUUGAAGCGCUUCACUCGGCGACGCUCGACGAUAACCGAUAUGAAAAAAGCCAAAAGAAAUAAAGUAAAUAAUAACCUGAAAAUCAACAAAACAAAUUGCCGGCUGUGUACACAGGCAUUAUAAACAUAUUACUGUUACAGUAGUCGCUCGCUAGGGUGUCAGAUUAAACAAUGCUAAAUUAUGAAACACUCACUUUUAAAAAUAAUAUUUUUAAUUGUUAAUAUUAUAA